Messenger RNA from Pyrus x bretschneideri (Chinese white pear), 1916 nucleotides. RefSeq names its product sulfite exporter TauE/SafE family protein 4. Gene Ontology annotation, biological process: protein ubiquitination. The record is from RefSeq and is a predicted model, not a curated record. The transcript is spliced from 12 exons. Gene Ontology annotation, cellular component: membrane; Cul4A-RING E3 ubiquitin ligase complex. Lineage: Eukaryota; Viridiplantae; Streptophyta; Magnoliopsida; Rosales; Rosaceae. Bases 131 to 1522 code for a protein of 463 amino acids.
AUUGUUCAGUAGGAGACAAAGCAAAUAACGUAUCUGGGUGCCAAGCAAUUGCAAAAACCAGGGCUUUGCAGUUAUAUUGUAGUGAUUAUCUUGUGGUUUGUACUGACAAGAUAAACAACCAACGAGUUCAAUGGCCACAAGAGGCUUAGUGCUCUAUCUUCUCUCAGGUUUCUCUGUGGCUGUUUUCUCUGUGCUCUUCAUCUCUCACCAAUAUGAUUACUACUCUCCCCAAAUCCGCCUUUCCAAUUCUCUCAGUUCCAAUCUCUCCCACUUCUCCACCGCCGAUAAAGCGUGGCCUGAAUUGAAGUUGGGUUGGAGGCUUGUGUUGGCAACAGUGAUUGGAUUUCUGGGUUCGGCCUGUGGGACGGUGGGAGGAGUAGGAGGGGGUGGAAUAUUUGUUCCUAUGCUUACUUUGAUUGUUGGAUUUGAUACCAAGUCAGCCGCUGCCCUCUCUAAAUGUAUGAUAAUGGGGGCAUCAGCAUCAUCAGUGUGGUAUAAUCUGAGAGUGCCUCAUCCAACAAAAGAAGUGCCAAUUAUAGACUAUGAUUUGGCCCUUCUCUUUCAGCCCAUGCUCAUGCUUGGCAUCACCUUGGGUGUUGCUCUCAGUGUCGUCUUCCCCUACUGGCUCAUCACUGUCCUCAUCAUCAUUCUCUUCCUCGGGACUUCAUCAAGGUCUUGUUUUAAAGGGGCUGAGAUGUGGAAGGAAGAGACUAUUUUAAAGAAAGAAUAUGCAAGGCAGCAAGAAGCUACAGUGAACUCUCGGGGCGAACUUCUAAUUGAUGCACAUUAUGAGUCAUUACUUCCAAGAGAAGAGAAAUCAAUGAUGCAAAUACUAAUAUUCAACCUUAGAUGGGAAAGAGUGUUGGUGCUGGUAGCUUUAUGGGUUCUUUUCCUACUUCUUCAAAUCCUCAAGAAUGAUGUAACUGCUUGCAGUACAUGGUAUUGGGUCCUCUUCUGCUUACAGUUUCCCAUAGCAUUUGGAGUGUUUGGAUAUGAAUCGGUGAAGCUGUGUAAAGAGUACAAGAAGAGAAUGAGCACAGGGAACACAGAGUCAAUAUGCGAGGCUUCGAUCGCAUGGACUCCAAUUCACAUUGCAUUCUGUGCUCUAUGUGGAAUCUUGGGAGGCACUGUUGGGGGCUUACUUGGAUCAGGUGGAGGUUUCGUUCUUGGCCCUCUCCUGCUUGAGAUAGGUGUCAUCCCACAGGUUGCUAGUGCAACCGCCACAUUCGUGAUGACAUUCUCGGCAUCGUUAUCGGUCGUGGAGUUCUACUUGCUCAAGAGGUUUCCAAUUCCAUAUGCUAUAUACCUCACAAGUGUUUCGAUCUUGGCUGGCUUCUGGGGACAGUUCCUUGUACGAAGAGUUGUCACAAUUCUAAAGAGAGCAUCAAUCAUCGUAUUCAUCCUCUCUAGUGUCAUCUUUGCUAGCGCUAUCACAAUGGGUGUAAUCGGCAUCAAGAUGAGCAUCCAAAUGAUAUCAAAUCACGAGUUUAUGGGAUUCUUGGACUUCUGCAACAGUCAGUGAUCGUUGGCUAAGAUACAUAAUGUUUGUAUCCUAAGAUAUGCAUCAUAGGAAUUGUUGGCCAACACCGAGUUGACCAACCCGAAUCGACAUUGUUAUGAAGAAAUAAUAAGCAAGUGUGGUUUUUUUCUCUGGUCUAGGUUUGGUUGCUUGUUAGCUACUGGCUAACACAUGAACCAAAGCAAGUAGUGUUUGAUUUGUCUCUAGUUUAUAUAGAUUAAGAUUGGUUGUUAGCUCCUGGCUAACAACACAUGAAAAAUAAGUGUUCUAUUUGUGGGGGUUAGGUUAAGUUGCAUGUUAGCCACUGGCUAACAGCAUCAUCUCAAUAGACCUCUUGUAUUCCUUCUCUAGUUUUACAAAUCAGUCUUAAAUCGUGAUAGGAGGUUUCGUACUGAUA